AUGAUAGCAGCCCUUACUAUACGUGGUGAAUUUUAUGCCGAAAACUUGCUUGGAUUAGUUAAAAAUAAUAUUAAACUUAAUGGUUAUUCGGAUGUUAUGACCAGAGAAAUAGAAGAUUUGUUGAAACACAUUGGUCAAUUUCCCCACACUGAUGCGCUU
This is a messenger RNA of Acaulospora morrowiae, 159 nucleotides long. NCBI's taxonomy places the organism in Eukaryota, Fungi, Glomeromycota, Glomeromycetes, Diversisporales, Acaulosporaceae. The record is from the annotation of a GenBank genome assembly.